This is a messenger RNA of Pseudocercospora fijiensis CIRAD86, 636 nucleotides long. RefSeq lists its product as uncharacterized. NCBI's taxonomy places the organism in Eukaryota, Fungi, Ascomycota, Dothideomycetes, Mycosphaerellales, Mycosphaerellaceae. The record is from RefSeq and is a predicted model, not a curated record. The transcript has a single exon. Bases 7 to 363 code for a protein of 118 amino acids.
CCGCAAAUGCAUCCUCCAACUGCCCAUGUCGCACAAGGAGCCAGUCCAAAUGGUAGUCUUGUCGCCGCUGAUGGAAUGAGCGGACCGUGGCCAGAAGGAUCCAAGGCGAUACCACAGAAACAGGACCAGAGCCCAGUGCCACCAGGGUCGGCCCAGAGUGUUGGAGACAUGAAAGUCUUGCCCCCUGCGAUGCCGUUAGCGCCCAGUCCGGGUCAUCAAGCCGCGCUCAAUGUCGGGAGUGUACCGGUGAAGAAGAUGCAGCCGUCACCAGAACCGAAGCCCGCAAACACAUCGCUAUUUCCUUCAUCGCAAUCUGAAGCGCUAAGAGCAUCUCCACAGCAGAGUCAACAGCCGCCUCAGUGAGAGCCUGGGUGCGUUGCGAGGAGAAAUGAAGCAUCUUUUCUGGAAUCCGGAUCUGAGUCUGAGUAUAGACUAAUGAACUAUUGAAGAGAUAUUUUGCAUGUUAGAUGAUCAGCAGCGACAGCGACCAGGCUGAUUAGCGAUCGCGUAAUUGCGUUCUUGACGACGCAGUAGGUAGCUGCUCUGAUUUGUGCAGAGUGCAGCAUUGUACGAGCGUGUCUUGGAAGUAGCAAGAGCUUGGAUAUCGUUCGAGUGAGAAUGAACUCCAUUAUAUCG